GAGAGUCAAACAGUUUAGCGUUGAUCAUGAAUUUGGGAAUAGAAUCUUUAAACAUUUUAAAAUAAAAUUCACAUAUUUUUGAACUACUCCCACCGUUCUUUUUUAACAAUUUUUUAAUUCUAACUUUCCACGUGACAUAUUUAAUAUCACACGGUUAAAUGAUAUUUUGGUACAUACUAGAUAGUUUAGUUUAAGACCACAACAUUCAAAAGUUUCGUGCCAAGUAAAAACUAGACAAAGCAAAUUGAAAUGGAUGGAGUAAUAUUUUGGGUGUUAUAUUCUGUCUAUAGACUGUGUUAGAUGGUUUUUUUGUCGCACAACACAACCACGUAGAUUAUGUACCUGGGGACAUGGGUUUUAGUGCUUUUACCUUACUAUGAUUUGAGCUAAUUUUGCCAAUGAAGUAACAGUGAGGAUAUGGAAUGAUUGCUUGCCACAGCAAUGGAAGUGAUGUAGUAGGUCGGUUCCCAUGGGUUAGUCAAAGUUUGAGGACUCAACUGUCAGUAGGAUUAAAGAGAUGAACGUUAUCCCCUCUAAUUUGCAACCCUGAACAUACUUGAGCAUCCCAAGCCAACUGCUUUGAAAUCCUAUUGGUAUCUCGGACCGUCAAAUUGGCAGAUGCUUCUCUUGGAGGCCUAUUCUAUGUGAUGGUCAAUCAACUGUUUUACGUUUACUGUCGCCAUCUAGAAUACUAUUAUUUCAUUUUACAAAUUCUGUUGUACAAGAACAAGGGUGAUAUCCAAAGUUGUAACAAGUAUAGGAGUAUCAAGUUGCUAAGCCACACUAUGAAAGUUUGGGAGAGAGUGAAAAUGAGGGUGAGGAGGGGUGUUUCUAUUUCCGAUAACUAGUUGGGAUUUAUGCUGGGGCGAUCAACCACAAAAUCCAUUCAUUAAGGAGUUUGGUGGAGAAACAUAUGGAGAGGAAGUGGGACUUACAAGUUACAUAUGGCGUUCUUUGACCUAGAAAAGACAAUAUGAUAAAGUUCCAACGCGAGUUCUAUGGAGAUGUUUAGAGGCUAGAGGUGUACCUGUGGCGUACGCUAGGACGAUUAAAGACGCGUACGAUGUAGCCAAGUCCCGGGUAAGGACAGUAGUUGGACACUCGGACUACUUCCCAGUCGUGAUGCGGUUGCACCACAGAUCAGCUUUUUGCCUGUUUUAUUUACCUUGGUGAUGGAUGAAUUGACACGUUAUAUCCAAGGUGAGGUCCCAUGGUGCAUGAUAUUUGCAGAUGACAUAGUAUUGAUUGACUGGCUCGCGGCAGAGUUAACGCUAAGCUGGAGGUUUGGAGACAAACCUUGGAGUCCAAAGGGUUUAGGUUGAGCAGGACCAAAACAGAAUACUUGGAGUGCAAGUUCAAGAACGUAAGGCAUGAGGCUAGCGUGGAAGUGAGGCUGGAUUCACAAGCCAUUAGAGAGGAAGUUUCAAGUAUCUUGGGUCUAUAAUUCAAGGAAAUGGUGAAUCGACAAUGAUGUCACACAUCAUAUUGGUGCGUUGUGGAUGAAAUGGAGGCUCGCAUCCUGAGUCUUGUGCGAUAAGAAUGUGCCACCAAAACUCAAAAAGUGUUAUUGUCGAAGCGCUCAAGGUGGACAGUCUGCAGAAACUCUGCUCAUCACUGGAGCCAAUUCUUCGGAGAGUUGUUAGUGAAGAAGUGGAGCGUGCUUUAGCAAAACUUGGCCCUACUAAACUUAAUGCAAGGGUUUCUCCAAAAAGAAUUGAAGGGCCAGAUGGGAGAAAUUUGCAGCUUCAAUUCAGGUCUAAAUUGUCACUACCUCUCUUUACCGGAGGGAAAGUAGAAGGAGAGAAGGGUUCCGCAAUCCAUGUUGUCUUGCUGGAUGGAAAUACGGGCCAUGUUGUAACAUCAGGUCCAGAAUCCUCUCUUAAACUAGAUGUUGUUGUGCUUGGAGGAGAUUUCAAUAAUGAGGAUGAUGAUGGUUGGACUGAAGAAGACUUCGAGUCUCACAUUGUGAAGGAGCGUGAUGGGAAAAGGCCGCUUCUUACAGGAGACUUGCAAGUGAUAUUGAAGGAAGGUGUAGGUAGUCUUGGUGAAUUUUCAUUUACUGACAACUCUAGCUGGAUUAGAAGCAGAAAGUUCAGGCUAGGCUUAAAAGUUGUGUCAGGUUGUCGAGAGGGAAUUCACAUUCGUGAGGCAAAAACAGAAGCCUUCAGUGUGAAGGAUCAUCGAGGAGAAUUGUACAAGAAACAUUAUCCACCUGCAUUAAAUGAUGAUGUUUGGAGAUUGGAAAAGAUAGGGAAAGAUGGAUCCUUCCACAAGAGGCUAAAUAAAGCUGGCAUAUUUACAGUGGAAGACUUUCUACGACUCAUCGUGAGAGACACUCAGAGGCUCAGAAAUAUCUUGGGAAGUGGAAUGUCAAAUAAAAUGUGGGAUGCUCUUGUGGAGCAUGCUAAGACCUGUGUUCUUAGUGGGAAGCUUUAUGUCUAUUAUCCUGAUGAUAUGAAGAGUGUUGGGGUUGUUUUUAGCAAUAUCUAUGAGUUGUGUGGUUUAAUCUCUGGUGGACAGUAUCAUUCAGUUGAUUCUCUUUCAGACGAUCAAAAGGAAUAUGUGGACAACUUAGUCAAGAAAGCAUAUGACAACUGGAUGCAUGUUGUUGAAUAUGAUGGCCAAUCUCUUUUAAGCAUUAAUCAGAAUAAAAGCUCAGAUGCUCCUCAGUAUGAUCUUACAACUGGCUCUCAGAACCAUUCUAGUUCUUUUGAUCAUCAACUUAAUCUACCAAGCGUUCCUGGUUCAACUUCAUCAGAGCAGCCUCCUAUUAAUCCAGGAUUGAACAUGGGAUUGGAAGGGUAUAACGGUAGUCUUAUGGGUACAUAUACCACACAGUCUCAGAACACGAAUCUAAGUGUCAAUGAACAGUUAAGUGGUGCUUCAUUUCCUCAAAACCACUUUGUAGGCACGUCGCAACAAGCUCAGCCACCUGGAAGUGAGAGUAUAUUGGCCCUUCACCCAUCACAGUCUUCAUUUUCUAGCUUUUUUGCUGCUAGCACUUCUAAUACAUCCUAUAAAGGAGCUGAUGAGUUCUUCACCACUGAGGAAGAAAUACGCACAAGAAGUCAUGAAAUGCUAGAGAACGACGACAUGCAACAUCUUCUCCAUAUUUUCAACAUGGGUGGCCAGCAUCAUCAUGCUUCUUCUAGUACCUCAGAAGAUAAUAAUUACCCAUAUGCAUCAUCUUACAUGCCCAGCAUGUCUUCUUCAAGCUUUGGUAUUAAUGAGGACCGGACUCGUUCAGGAAAGGCUGUUGUUGGGUGGCUCAAACUUAAAGCAGCAUUGAGAUGGGGCAUUUUCAUCAGGAAGAAAGCCGCAGAGAAAAGAGCUCAAAUUAUUGAAUUGGAUGACUCCUAGAUUUGAUCUUUACACUUCUCAGUUCUCAUAGCAUCCACUUGGAGGCUGAAUACACUUCGAAUUUGAUUGCUUGUGACGUAUGUGUGCAAUGGGAUGUUUGGGCUUUCUCUCAUGAGUCAGGAGCACUAUCACUCGCUAUUUGAGUUUGUCGUUCAGCCAUGAAUACGCAUCUGGUGUGGUGCUAGUUUAGGCUCAAUCCAACAUCUGGAAGUGGUCUGCGAUUGUACUCUCCUUCGAGGGAACAAUCAUUAGUUAGUGCUAAUGAUUUUCUCAGCAUAUGAUCUGUAUUUCUUGGUUCUGACGGAUUCCCAUGAUUAGACCCGUGUUGAAAAGUACAUGAGCUACUUCUUGGAGACAUGCAAGUAACUUCAUUUCUCUUAAACUCAAGAUGUUUGUUAGCGCUAGUUUACUUUCUUAUUGAUGUUGACUGUAAUUCCUAGAGUUUUGUUGCAAAACCUGUUUCAAUCAGAUAAUGUUUGCUUUGUAAACAGUUGUAUAGGGAACUGAUAAAAAUAUGAUAUUUGGGUGCUCUAACCAUUUGUUGUACA
Messenger RNA from Lycium barbarum (goji berry), 3908 nucleotides. RefSeq names its product calmodulin-binding protein 60 B-like. Gene Ontology annotation, molecular function: DNA-binding transcription factor activity; sequence-specific DNA binding; calmodulin binding. Lineage: Eukaryota; Viridiplantae; Streptophyta; Magnoliopsida; Solanales; Solanaceae. The transcript is spliced from 8 exons. Gene Ontology annotation, cellular component: nucleus. Bases 1540 to 3360 code for a protein of 606 amino acids. Gene Ontology annotation, biological process: regulation of salicylic acid biosynthetic process. The record is from RefSeq and is a predicted model, not a curated record.